CGCAGUGUUACUUCCCUUGCAGUACAGUAAUCACUGCCUUCACAAAUAUCACGUGAUGAUAGAAACGGCACGUGAUUGCAAUUUACAAAAUGGACGGAACACCUUUAAAAGAAAUUCCAGCAACAUGUUUCAUUUGUUUAGAAAAUAAACGAUUUUAUUCCAUAAAAGGAAAAAAUGCAAAACGUUCGAUACAUGUCUGAAUAGCUAACAACACAUCCAUGUUGAUAUUGUAAUUUGUAAAUCCUACUUUCAAUUUGAAAAAAGACCGAACAUUUCCGAAUGUUUUUUUUAAUUGUUAUUUUUUUAUAAAACAUAUUAUGCCUAUCAACUGGCGUAAAGUAAUUAUUUAAGAAAGGAUAUAAGAAUAAAUAUAUAUGAUUAAAAAAAUGCCAUUAAAAGUUUUCAUCCAAUUUUGGAUGAAAAUCUUGUGGUGGCAGUGAUUACUGUACUGCAAGGGAAGUAACACUGCGCGGAGUUUGCCCGAAUGUAACCACAAAUGCCAACACUACGAAAUGAAUAUUUUUUCUCACAGAUUUCUGCGGGAAGCAAUGUCAUAUUUAGAAAAGUUGAACAGUAAUUUACAAUGUAUCCAUUUAAUUAACAAUUACAUGUACAUGCAGAACCAUGGCAUUUCGCCAGCAUUCCAAAAUGUGCAAUCGUUUGAAUGUUUUGAGAACACAAUUUCGUAUGCAUUGAAUUGGUAAUUCACAAGGUCAAUUGAUUCCAACACUUGUAUGAAACUUUGACAUGGCCUUACAAUUGAAGAACCUUAGGAGGUCACAUGCUUUAUCAGUGUCUAAAUACAGCUGUGAAUAUUUCAUUAAUGCCACAAGGCAAAUCUCCAUAGGGCUGUGUUCUAGAUUGCAACUACAUGAAUGUGAUGGGAUUUUAAAACAAUUGGAAUCCAGUAAGUCUGCUAAAGAGUUUGAUACUGUAUCUGUAGAUAGGACUUCUGAGAUUUGUGGUUUAUUAGAACAUGUCAAAGAGUGGAAACUGGCAGAUUUAAAAUUGAUGUGUCAUUUACCUCCUUCCAUGAAACUUCCAACAUCACUUAAACAACAGAGAUAUUGGGAAGAAAACCUUCUUUCACAGCCUCAUUAUUCUUUCAAUGUUCAUAGAAGAGGGUUCAAAAGUUGUGCUACCAAAUGCCCCUUAUUGAUAGAUGUGGAUUUGCAGAUACAUUCUCGAGCCAUGUCAACAGAAAUAAAUGACAGGGUAAACAAUAAGGGGACAUUAUUAAGUCAGGAGGUAAGCCAGGAUGCUCGAGCGAUAUUUCAUGCUGCAGUGUCGGCGGUUUACCCACCACAGAUGCUGAGAAAGUCACUUCAAGUGUCUAAAGAUGGAUCAGAGGUGACAGUUAAUGGAAGGAAUUACUCACUGAAAAACAACGUGCAUGUGGUCGGGUUUGGGAAGGCCGUGUCUGGGAUGGCACGAGCUCUCGAGGAUCUCAUUGGGCCACACAUUGUCAAUGGCAUCAUCAGUAUUCCUUACGGAACUAAAGAUCUGUUCAUGAGCAUUGGAAAACAAGACCUUUAUGUGCGAGAGGACAGCAAGAUCCGUGUGUGUGAGGGAGCUACGAACAACAUCCCAGACAAGCUCGCCCAAACAACAGCAGAGUCCAUCCUCCAGCUUGCCAAGAACCUCACAGACAAUGACAUUCUUGUUGUACUUAUAUCAGGAGGUGGUUCCUCCCUGCUGCCAUCCCCCAUCCCCCCUGUCACCUUGGACGAUCUGAUCCAGCUCACCUAUGUGGUACAGGGGGCGGGGGGAUCCAUAGGGGAACUCAACACACUCAGACAGAAUGUGGAGCAACUCAAGGGUGGUGGACUGGCCAGAAUUGCCAAACCGGCAAAGGUAUUGUCCUUAAUCCUGUCCGAUGUGAUAGAAGAUAAGUUGGACAUUAUCAGUAGUGGACCUACAGCCCCUCUGUACAGUUCUGCCCGGCAAUGUCUACAGGUCCUGGAGAGACUCGGGGUCAAGGACAAAGUCCCGGAAACCAUCAGGACUGUACUUAACCAGAGAGCCCUGGACAGAAAAUCAGAGCAGACAAUGCCCCAGCACCAAGUGCCGUUCGAGGACCAAAUGUCCCAUGUCCAAAAUGUUAUAAUCGGUAGCAACACAAUAGCCACAGAGGCAGCAGUCAUGAAGGCUGAGGCCAUGGGUUAUGUUCCGGUCAUCCUUACUAACAAUUUACAGGGAGAGGCAAGAGAGGCUGCAGAUAUCUUCGUACAGCUGGCUCAGUACAUGAUGCUGGCCUACGGGGACCACCGGGGGGACCAGUCUGUUGUUCUCACAGAGACUGAGCUCCGUCUAAUUGGUCGUGGACUCACCAAGUCAGACAUGAGACGCCUUGAAUUCGCCCUCACCAAAGCUCAGAACAGUCGCAGUGCAGUGUGUAUCAUUAGUGGUGGGGAGACAACUGUUCAGAUGACGGGAAACGGCAAAGGUGGAAGAAGUCAGGAGAUGGCUCUCGCCUUUGGCAUUAAACUCAACCAACUAAUGACAGAUAAAGGCAGCUCACUGAAAGUGUACCCAAAUUUUCACAUUGAGUUUCUCAGUGCUGGAACUGAUGGACAGGACGGCCCUACAGAUGCCGCAGGGGCAGUUGUAGGCAAGGGUUUUGUUGCAAAGGCAAUGGAACAAGGUGUGGAUGUGACCUCUUUCCUCGCUAACAAUGACUCAUACUCUCUCUUCAAGUCUCUGUCUCAGGAUGACUGCCUCAUUCACACUGGUCUUACAGGAACUAAUGUGAUGGAUAUUCAGAUACUUAUUGUAAAACGCAUUGAGGUAUAAAAAAAUAAAAAUAAAAUUAUUCCAUUGAUGAAUGACCAGUUCUUUCAAUAUUAACCUUUUUGCAAGAAAUAUUUAUUACCAAUAAAGCUGAUUUUUUUAUACUGUUUGAAAUAAAUUUGCGACCUUAUAAAGAUUAUUUAAAUUGAUUAAAUUGCACAAUGAUGGUUACAAAAACUGUCAUGUCUAAAGAAUAUAGCUGUUGAAAUGUGUGUUCUUGGUAAAUUUAUAUGGAACAAAAGUAAUAAGUAGUGAUAUGUAGGGGGCAAGAGGCAUUAUCAUUUAUGUUAUACAGCGUAAUGGGUUGCCCGUUUAUGUUUUAUAGCAUUUUAAUAGUUCCUGAUAGCUCUACGCAUUGCCAUAUUUUUCAAACAUUCAUUUUUCAUGUAUAAUAGACGAUCAUUAUACAACUUUUCAUAACAUUAUUCACCAUUACAACUUGUUUGUAUUUAAAGCAGAGAAAUUUCACAAUUGCUAUGCAUAUAAAGAUAAUUGAAUACAUUUCUUAUAACUGCUAUUUAUAGUGUGUGUUUUUUCAUAACAGAAAGUGGAACAAUGGUGACAUAAACAUAAAAAACUUCAGUAAUUUCCUUGCAUUAUCUUUCUUUAUUUAAAACAUUAUGUCUUGAUAUGCUGAUGAAA
Messenger RNA from Mya arenaria, 3432 nucleotides. Its product is annotated as glycerate kinase-like. NCBI's taxonomy places the organism in Eukaryota, Metazoa, Mollusca, Bivalvia, Myida, Myidae. The transcript is spliced from 9 exons. Bases 748 to 2793 code for a protein of 681 amino acids. Gene Ontology annotation, molecular function: glycerate kinase activity. The record is from RefSeq and is a predicted model, not a curated record. Gene Ontology annotation, cellular component: cytoplasm. Gene Ontology annotation, biological process: protein phosphorylation.